Ipomoea triloba (trilobed morning glory) is the source of this 1180-nucleotide messenger RNA. RefSeq lists its product as uncharacterized. The record is from RefSeq and is a predicted model, not a curated record. The transcript has 4 exons. Bases 47 to 1051 code for a protein of 334 amino acids. NCBI's taxonomy places the organism in Eukaryota, Viridiplantae, Streptophyta, Magnoliopsida, Solanales, Convolvulaceae.
AUAAACACAUAACAGAAUUGAAGCACAAAAAAGCGAUAAGGAGAAGAUGCGGAGGUCUCUGAGCGGUGGCAGCGGAGGGAUCGGCGGAGGAGGCGGCGGCGGCAGCAUGCUUAAGAACAUUCACAGAGCCGUCAGGGCCGGCGUUAGCAGCGGCGGCGCCGCUGCUCGAGAACAACCGAGAAAACACACUCUGAAUAAUCUGCAGUCCCAUGCUUCAAACAUCUUAACGCUCUCUACCGCCGCCUCCGCUCCUUCAUCGCCUUUUUCUCCGUCCGCCGCCGCGCCUUCUCGCUCUUCAUCGCCGGCGUGCAGCGAGGAAUCUGAGUGGGAAUGCUUGGACGACGGACGUGAAGAUGAAGAAAUGGGGAACUACUUUUACGACGAUGAAUUUGUUUUUGGUGCUGUUCCUUCGUUGGACGAGGUUCACCAUGCAUUCUCCGCUCUUCAACAGGUGUUUGAGCCUGCAGCCUCAAAGAGUAAUACCGCCACCAGUGCACUCAAAGACACGGCGGAGGAAAUUGGUAUUCAGGCUAGCUCGACGCCAUCAGGGUCGUCGGAUUGGAUGGAACCAUCUUUACAUAUCUGUAAUUCAAGAAUGGUGAGGCCUUAUGUCCCAAACAGAGUAUAUGAAGCUUUUCAUCUGAUGCAGACUGAGCCUGCCAUCAAGAGAAUGGUUGUUUCAUUGUCAUCUGAUAAAGCUGUUUGGGAUGCUGUUUUGAACAAUGAGGCAGUGAAAGAGCUCAGAGAUUCACUCAAGCAAGUGACUGUACCUGACCGGGCUUUCGCAGGGAGCACAUAUGAGGAAUCUGUGGCGUCGAAUGGGGAACCAGACGACGUUUGGAGCUGGAUUUUCAGCAAUGCCAAGACAAAAAUGAUGGAGGUGAUUGACAAGGUGAUGACGUUUAUAAACGACUUGUUUCAGCCUCCUGAAGGGGAGAAAAAAGCAUCAGAAGGCAACACAGAUCUCUUAGAUCAAGGGUUCAGGACUUCUUUCUUCCUCUCAGUCCUAGUUUUACUGAUAGUAGUUGUGUCUCGAGCCCAGAAGGCAUAAUACUCAUCAAAAUCUGUCGAAACUACAUGAAAAGGCUAUUUACUCAUGCACUUCUUUUCAACAACAUUGGACAUAUUCGAUUUUCUUGUACACAGAAUCAAAGUAGUAAUGACACAACAUAUUUUCGCC